AUGAAACCCCCAGCCCUCCUUCUCGCCCCAAUCCUGCAUACAAUAUGCACCGCGGCGCAAAACCUCUCCUACGGCGCCGACAACUUCUACCGAAGUAACCUGGUAACCCUCCAACCAGUGACCUUCCCAACUCAAUACCAAACCCUCAUCGCCGGCAACCUCUUCAUCCCCAACAACCUCACCACCUCCACCCCGGCGCCCGCCAUCAUCGUCGGCCACCCCAUGGGCGCCGUAAAAGAGCAAUCCGCCAACCUAUACGCCACCAAAAUGGCCGAACGCGGCUACAUCACCUUAUCCAUCGACCUCCCCUUCUGGGGCAGCAGCACCGGCACCCCCCGCAACGCCGUCUCACCCGACCUCUACGCCGAAGCCUUCAGCGCCGCAGUCGACUACCUCGGCAGCAACACCACCACCAUCACCACCAUCCCCUCCAUCCCCCAUCCUAUAACCAUCAACCGCAACCGCAUCGGCGUCAUCGGCAUCUGCGCCAGCGGAGGCUUCGCUCUCAGCGCGGCCAAAAUCGACCCGCGCAUCAAAGCCAUCGUCACCGCCAGCAUGUACGACAUGGGCACCGUCAACCGGCAGGGCCUGCGCCAUUCACAGAACCUCACCCAGCGCCAGGAAGUAAUUGCCUCCGCCGCGCUGCAGCGCUGGCCUGAGUACGAGCACCCUGGCGGAGCGACCAAUCCCAUUGGAUAUACUAGCGGUACGCCGAACACCCUUACGGCUAAUGCUAGUGCCGUGGAUCGCGAGUUCUAUGACUUUUACCGCACAGUGCGUGGCGAGUUUACGCCGCUGGGUUCGACCCCGGAGUUGACGACGCAUCCGACGGUGACGAGUAAUCUGAAGUUCAUGAACUUUUAUCCCCUCGAGGAUUUGGAUGUCAUUGCGCCUAGACCUGUGCUGUUUAUUUCUGGGGAUCGGGCUCAUUCUAGGGAGUUUAGUGAGAAUGCGUAUAGGGGGGCUAGUGAGCCGAAGGAGUUGUUGUGGGUGCCUGGGGCUGGACAUGUUGAUUUGUAUGAUCGCGUGGAGUUGAUUCCGUGGGAGAGGAUUGACGGGUUCUUUGGAAGGAAUUUGUGA
Molecule: messenger RNA, 1080 nt
Organism: Aspergillus tubingensis
Lineage: Eukaryota; Fungi; Ascomycota; Eurotiomycetes; Eurotiales; Aspergillaceae
Product: alpha/beta hydrolase
Exons: 1
Coding region: 1-1080 (359 amino acids)
Molecular function (GO): hydrolase activity
Source: RefSeq, a predicted model, not a curated record